GGAAUUACAACAAAGGAUUAAGAGGGUGAUUGAUACAUGGGGAUCUAAUGGAAGUCAUCCUUCAGAAACGAAGUAUAAAGAAGAGAUGGGAAAAAUUAGAAAAGAUAUUGUCAAUUUCCAUGGCGAAAUGGUGCUCUUAGAGAAUUACAGCAACAUGAAUUACACAGGGUUGGCUAAGAUCUUGAAGAAAUAUGACAAAAGAACAGGAGGGUUGUUGCGCUCACCCUUUAUCAAGAUGGUUUUACAGCAGCCAUUUUUCACUACUGAUCUUGUUUCCAAGCUUGUAAAGGAAUGUGAAAACACCAUAGAUGAAGUGUUCCCAGUGGAGGAAGAAGAGAGAACAAAAGAAAGAAAAGAAGCAAUAACUGUAGCAGGGGAAGGAAUUUUCAGGAAUACAGUUGCUGCACUACUUACCAUGCAAGAAAUUAGAAGAGGCAGCUCUACUUACAGUCAUUUUUCUCUGCCUCCCCUCAAUUUGCCUGACUUUGAUCUCAUUCACUCAUUCCAACUCAAUUCCCCUAUACCAAUUCUCUAACAAAUCUGGAAUUUCUUAAACAUGUAUUAAUCAGUAUUACCACAAGUUUAGAACAUACUAAAAGUUCUUAUAUAUUGUUGUAGUUUUCUUCUUAUCUAAAAACAAUUGGGGGAUACAUAUAUGAUGGUGAUUGUAGUAAAUUAUCAAUAUAUUUCCUUUUCUUGGUAGCAAACACAUCAACAUGUUGACUUCUGGCAGGUAAGUGCCUUCCUAUAUUAAAAUCAAGAAAUUGCU
This is a messenger RNA of Rubroshorea leprosula, 769 nucleotides long. NCBI's taxonomy places the organism in Eukaryota, Viridiplantae, Streptophyta, Magnoliopsida, Malvales, Dipterocarpaceae. The record is from the annotation of a GenBank genome assembly.